Molecule: messenger RNA, 624 nt
Organism: Suncus etruscus (white-toothed pygmy shrew)
Lineage: Eukaryota; Metazoa; Chordata; Mammalia; Eulipotyphla; Soricidae
Product: interleukin-17A-like
Exons: 5
Coding region: 1-624 (207 amino acids)
Biological process (GO): inflammatory response
Cellular component (GO): extracellular region
Molecular function (GO): cytokine activity
Source: RefSeq, a predicted model, not a curated record
AUGGGCUCUCAUCAUACCACAGCAUUAUGUACCCAAUGUCUUGCACCCAAACAAGAGGUACUGAUUGACCGAGUCCUAAAAAAACAAAAACAAGGUUCCAACAAUGAAAAGCCAUUAGGACACUCAAGCUCAUCCACUACCAGUGAAUUGAGAGAAGCUAUGGUGCCUCCUAAGAGAACUUCAACCAUGUCUCUGCUGCUACUACUGUGUCUUGUGACUACAAUGAAAGCUGGAAUUGCGGCCCCACAACAUCCAAGAUGCUCAAAUGCUGAGAACCAGAGCUCCCCUUCAUAUAUAACGGUGAAACUAGACACUGGAGGCUCAAAAGGAAAUUCCAGAAGAUCUGUAGAUUACCACACCCGUUCCACCUCACCUUGGGAUGUACAAUCCAACGAGGACCUUAAUAGAGUCCCCCCUGUGAUCUGGGAAGCCAAGUGCCGCUACUUAGGCUGUGUAAAUGCCGAGGGGCAAGUGGACAGCAGCAUGAACUCUGUCCCCAUCCAACAAGAGAUCCUGGUCCUUCGAAGAGAGACUGGCCAGUGCAACAACACUUUCCGACUGGAGAAAAUGCUGGUGACCGUGGGCUGCACGUGUGUCACCCCCAUUGUUCAUCAUGUGGGUUAA